Molecule: messenger RNA, 999 nt
Organism: Impatiens glandulifera
Lineage: Eukaryota; Viridiplantae; Streptophyta; Magnoliopsida; Ericales; Balsaminaceae
Exons: 1
Coding region: 1-999 (332 amino acids)
Source: RefSeq, a predicted model, not a curated record
AUGGACAUGGAGCAGGAAGAGAUGCAAUUCCUAGGCUUAAUCGGCAUCUACGUCCAAUCGUACAAAAUAAUCAUUACAUGGCGCAAACUCUUCAGUCGAAUCACUCUAGCCUUAAUCCUUCCCCUUUCAAUCAUCUUCUUAGCCCAGAUGGAAAUCAACGACAUACUCUUCUACCGAAUCGACCGCAACGAAGAACGCCUCGAACACACUCCAUACAAUUCCCCCAAAUACGACAAACUUUCCGACCUUAUUUCCUCCGAAUGGGCUUUCUUCUUCCUUUUCAGACUCCUUUACUGGACAUUCGUUUUAGUCUUCUCCCUCCUCUCCACCUCCGCCGUCGUCUACACCGUCGCCUCCGUCUACACCGGCAAACACGUCUCCUUCCGCGAGAUCAUCUCCGUCGUCCCCAAAGUCUGGAAACGCCUAGCCGUCACUUUCCUCUGCGCCUUCGCGUUCUUCUUCCUUUACAAUAUUGUUUUCACUUUACUCUUUGUUCUAUGGGCUUUUACCCUUUCCGGAUCCGACGGCGUCGGCCCGGUCACGAUAAUCGUCUUGUUUGUGGCCUACUUUAUUGGGUUUAUAUACAUGUCGAUAAUAUGGCAGAUGGCUAGCGUAGUGUCGGUUAUGGAAGAUUCGUUUGGAUUGGGGGCUAUGAGGAAGAGUAAGGAUUUGAUUAAGGGGAAGAUGUGGAUUGCCAUUGUCAUAUUUGUGAAGCUGAAUGUGUCUUUGGCGGCGAUUCAGAUUUUGUUUCAGCUUUUGGUGGCGUACGGCGGUGGAAGUGCGGCGCUGAAGAUUGGGAUGGGAGUUUUGUGUUUGUUGUUGUUGUUGAAACUGAUUUUGAUGGGAUUGGUUAUCCAAACGGUGUUUUACUUCGUUUGUAAGUCAUAUCAUCAUCAAAGUAUUGAUAAGUCUGCACUUUCGGAUCAUUUGGAUGUUUAUCUUGGUGAGUAUGAACCAUUGAAGGAGAAGGAUGUUCAACUACAACACUUCCAAGUUUGA